CAAAAGGACAGCCAGCGACCACGUGUUCGCGUUACACUAAUUGAAUAAAGCCUUUCGUUAUGUCGGGGCAAAAUGGGUCUAUCAGGCUUGAGUUUCCGGAAUUUGACGAUUCCAUAGAUAGGAUCGAAUAUGGUAUCGAAAUGAUGUUAAAUAGUGUUCCUGCGAUUCUUCAACAUCACAAAAUCGAUAUCAAGAGUCGUCAUGAGAUGGAAAUUGUUGAGGAACAAGACUGUGAUUCCUUCUUUGAAGUGAACUAUGACGUUGCCAGUGCUAAAUUUGAUCAAACUAUAAUAGAUGCGAUGAGGGCCUAUUUAUUCAGUUUGAAUGCAAAUUGGCCACGGCCUUACAUCGUUCUUCAUGGUUCGGAUUUUUGGGCAAAAACACUAGAUUGCUAUAUAGAGGUCCCAUUGGCAGCAAUGUAUUUUGGAAAUAUUCAAGGAUACACGUAUAUCAGUCAUUGGCAAAUUUCAUUUUCUGGCAAAAAAAUAUCGGCAGAUGCGAAUGAGCUUCUGAACAAGAUAGUUGCCGAAUUUGAAUUCGAUAGGGCUGAUAUGAUAACUGUGACGUUUCAAUGUUUGAAGAGGAAGAGAAUCAACUAUCAAACUAUUAUCCGAAAGGACACGAUUCGUCGAAUUAUCGUCGAUCCUCAAGUUGACAUGAACAAGACACGUAUACAUUUCGAACUCAAUUGCCCACCACUCAUUAGACAAGGAUCUGUAGAUGAUGAUAAGCCAUCGACUCAAAAGCCUUUCUAUAAACGUACAAAUCGAUACAGUUGCAUUGGGACGAAGGAGUACGGUUCCCCACAUGAGUCAGCCAUCUCUGAUAGUCCAUUCUUCACAAUUGAACUGCAAAAACAGGAAUCGGAUGGGAAUUCGGGAGACUCGAAUGAUACGCUAUAUCGUGUACUUUCUCGUCUACGCUCUCGAACUGGAGUCCAAAUCGAAUUUGCAAAUUUUCCAAAAGUCGAUGUUCCGAUAGGCAAGGUCUAUCCAUAUUUAAGAUAUCCGACCAGCUCGAAAUCAUAUGCAUUCGAAUGCUUCAUAUAUAACUGUUUCCCUUCAAAGAUGAAAAUAAUAGACGCCCAAUCAAUUAAUGAGAAUGACGGAAGACAAUUUGCAAUCACAUACCUAAUUGAAUGCCUAUUGUCACGGGGAGCUAUCGUCAAAGAUCAAGUACUUACAGAUGAAAUAUGCUGGGGGCAGUUCUUGGGUCUAAUUACUCACUACUACCUGGAAAAUGAUAAGCUUUGUGAAGCUGCACUUGAAGAUCUGAUUUAUUUAAUUGAUGGCAGAAAGCGGAUUGGAUCAAUUUGGAAGUGCUUUCAUAAAAUUUGCCAAAAACGUCUAGUAAUGCAGCUGACGAAUGGUAUGUCAGAACAAGAGAUCGAAGAAGGAUAUCAACGAGUCCGAAAAGUGAUCUUCACACCGACAAGAGUGAUUUAUACUCCACCCGAGAUGAUUAUGGGGAACCGAGUACUAAGAAACUUCGAUAGAGAUGGAACUCAUGUGCUCAGAGUUACUUUUAGAGACGAUAAUAAUAGAAAAAUGCGAGCGAAUGCAACUGGCGAACUACUUGACAUUUGUGUCAAGAAAUACUUGGAGCACGGAAUUGUAGUGGCAAAUCGGGAUUUUGGGUUCUUAGGAUGCUCGAGCUCACAAAUGAGAGAUAAUGGUGCAUACUUUAUGGUUAAAAAUACAGAUAAUCGACAUAAAAACGCAUGCAAAAUGAAUUCAAAGUUCAAACCGAACAUUGAUUCAGUUCGAAAUCAAUUGGGUAAUUUUUUGCAAAUCGAAAAUAUUCCGAAGUUGAUGGCAAGAUUAGGUCAAUGCUUUACUCAGAGCAGGCUUACUGGUGUCAGCCUAGGACCAGACAACUAUUGUUUGACACACGAUCUAUCGGGCGGAAGAUCAUCAAAUGGAAGCGAGUACACAUUUUCUGACGGAGUCGGAAUGAUGAGCUACGAGUUUGCUCAAGAAGUAUCUCGAUUGAUGUCAUUCGGAAGAUCCGUUCCAAGCUGUUUUCAGUUUCGAUAUCGUGGAAUGAAGGGUGUUCUUGCCAUUGACCCGCUUUUAGACAAAGAACGUAAUUGGCAGGAGAAGCAUGGAAUCUCAUUGUCCAAGAAUAUCAAGUGUGUGUUCCGUCCAAGUCAAAUAAAAUUCGAGGGCAAGCAAAUUCUCGGAGACCAAGUGGAAAUGGUAAAGUACUCGUCGCCGGUGCUGGUUGCUCUCAACAAACCAUUAAUAAACAUUCUCGAUCAAGUUUCCGAAAUGCAGUCAUUAGAAUGUCAUCGGAGAAUAACGAGUAGGAUCGAGGAAUUGAUGGAUUUGCAGACACUUUCAUUUGCCAAGCAGAUGACGGAUGAGGCAUGUUUUAGGAACAAGCUGAAGGAGUUUCCCCGUAGAAUCGAUAUUGAUUACUUGAGAACAAUUUGGGGAUUCACAUUGUCCAAUGAACCAUUCUUCAGAUCCCUUGUCAAGGCGUCAAUCAAGUUUGCUAUCACCAAACAACUGUUCAAAGAGCAAAUCCAAAUACCCAGCGAGCUUGGUCGAUCGAUGCUUGGCGUUGUCGACGAGACUGGGAUUCUACAAUACGGACAGGUCUUUGUUCAAUACACGAAAAAUCACAGGAACAUACUCCCACCUCGAGAUUCCAAUCGGAAAGUUCUCGGUAGUGAGAUUGUUACUGGAACCGUGCUGCUCACUAAAAACCCGGGCAUAGUUCCCGGGGAUGUUAGGAUCUUUGAAGCCGUCGACAUUCCAGAACUUCAUCACUUGUGUGAUGUAGUUGUAUUCCCACAGCACGGUCCAAGGCCUCAUCCAGAUGAAAUGGCAGGAUCGGAUUUGGAUGGAGAUGAGUAUUCUGUCAUUUGGGAUCAGAAAUUGCUACUCGAGAGGAAUGAGGAGGCGUUUGACUUUGCGGUGGAGAAAAACUUACAGACAUACGAGUGGGAAGACAUUGACGACUUGAUGCGAGAUGUCUAUGUCGAGUAUCUCAAAAAAGAUUUGGUAGGGUUGAUCGCGAACAGCCAUCUCCACAACUCUGAUCAGUAUGGAUUGACUUCAAGAGUAUGCAUGAAUUUGGCUAAGAAAAGCUGUCAGGCCGUUGAUUUCUCAAAGUCUGGAAAACCCCCAGAUGAGCUGCAAACAACAUGGAAGACUGAUGACGCCACCGGUGAGAUGAUCCCACCGGAACGAGCCGAGAGAGUACCUGACUAUCACGUGGGAAGCGAUCAUAUGCCAAAGUAUGUCAGUCCAAGACUAUGUGGAAAACUGUUCCGAGAGUUUCAAGGAAUUGAUAAUGCCAUGAAGAUCUCUGAAGAAAAGUCGGAGCAGUAUAAGAUUGAAGUUGACGAGAGUAUUCGUGUCGAUGGUUUUGAGGAGUAUAUGGAAGACGCAAAGAAGCAGCUGGCCAGUUACAAUGGGCAGUUGAAGUCCACAAUGGAUACAUACGGUAUCCAGUCUGAAGGUGAAAUCAUGUCAGGAUGCAUUAUUGAAAUGAGAAAUCGAAUUUCGGACUCGGAUCAAGACGAUAUGUCAUUCUACAACACUAAUCGAAUGAUUGAGACGAAAAUGACAGCUUUAGUGUCCAAAUUUAGAACUAUUUUCUUCCAGCAAUUUGGCGGAUUCCAAGAAGUUUGUACACUCUUGCCGGAUGCUUACAAUGAGAGCAACUUCUUUAAUUUCCGUUGUGAGAAUCCGAAUGAGGAGAUUAGAAAGAAAGCCGUGGCUUGGUAUCGGGCUUGUUAUGAGUGCGCCAAAUCCACUCGUGAACCUCGGAAGCUUUCAUUCGCCUGGAUUGCAUAUGAUGUCAUAGCCAAGAUCAAAGAAACUAAAGUUUUGGAAAAUGUAGAAAUGAACAUUGGCGGAGCAAAUCCCAUGUACACUUAUCUAGAGCAUCACAGAGCACGAUACAUAAAUGAUCACGUCGAUGAUUUCGAGAAAUUCCGCAGGAAUUUAGACAAUUUAAUCACCGGCAAGGAAUCGAAAAAAGCAGUUUUCAUUCUGCAAAGAUACAUUUACAUGAUACCUGGAUUGGAUUCGGUGAUGUUUGUGCUGAUGCGAUGGGGAGAAGCAUUGGAAUUAUUUGAAGGAAGAUCAAUGAGUAUUUAUCACUUUCUCCUCAUGUUCAUCAUGUUUUCAACUGGACAGCUAGCAUCGGCUGACGGGAAUGCGGAACAAUUCUUUGGGAAACUUGAUGUGGAAGAGUAUCGGAGAAGAAAGAAAAAUGGAACUUUAGAGCCAGAUAUUCCGCUUACUAGGCAUCAGCGGUCGGACAUGAUGUUCAAGUUCUUCCAACUCAUGGGAAGUCGAAAGUUCCGAACAAUGCGGUCCAUCUCCUUCCGCCCACUUGGUUUUUCGUCCGUCUUCAUGAGUGGCGAGUGGAUGGUAUUCCAUGAGCCGGCUCUAAAGACAUACUAUAAUAUUAUGUUCAAUCUACGAUUCGAAGAGCUUCCAAUAUCAACUGAUCCGACAACCACACAUGAGACAAGACUCCGAGAGUGUGAGCCAUUUGUGAUUGAGUUACCAGAAAAAGCAAAUAUGGAUAUGCUGAUCAAAAAACUAACAGAAAAAUCAAAAGUCUCUCAAUUGAACUUGCGUCGGCAAGACAAAAACAAGAAGACGUCAAACUCUACAGUUCGCUACAUUGUCUCUGCCUCGGGAACAUUUGAAUCAACUCAGCAGCUCAGAAAACUCGUAACCGUCACGAGUCCAAUCAAAAAUCACUGGGAAGGACAAGAUUUGGCACAACAAAUGGCUAAUUUUUGUUAUCUUAAAAUUAUGAAAGACGAUCUUUGAUUUUGCAUUUUUGUUUUUUUUGUAUGUAGAAUAAAAGUUUACUGU
This is a messenger RNA of Caenorhabditis elegans, 4844 nucleotides long. It is a transcript of the gene rrf-2, whose product is annotated as RNA-directed RNA polymerase. The coding region runs from base 60 to 4799 and encodes 1579 amino acids. NCBI's taxonomy places the organism in Eukaryota, Metazoa, Nematoda, Chromadorea, Rhabditida, Rhabditidae. Gene Ontology annotation, molecular function: RNA-directed RNA polymerase activity. Gene Ontology annotation, biological process: RNA-templated transcription. The transcript is spliced from 21 exons. The record is from RefSeq and is marked reviewed.